This is a messenger RNA of Lytechinus variegatus (green sea urchin), 2146 nucleotides long. Its product is annotated as rho guanine nucleotide exchange factor 28-like. Lineage: Eukaryota; Metazoa; Echinodermata; Echinoidea; Temnopleuroida; Toxopneustidae. The record is from RefSeq and is a predicted model, not a curated record. The coding region runs from base 229 to 1365 and encodes 378 amino acids. The transcript has 6 exons. Gene Ontology annotation, biological process: regulation of Rho protein signal transduction.
AUGAUUGAGUGCUGUAAUAUGAUAUACAACAACUGGAUGAUACUUUCUUGAUCUGUUCCCAAUUCAACUGUUGAUGGAUGAAUAAUCUUGGAUGAUUUGUAGAUGAUGAUGAUGGUGGUGAUUGUUCCUAUCACUCUCUUAUGAUGAACUCGAUGAUGGAUCAAAUCUAUUUAGCUUGCAGCAACUCUUGCUUGUGAUGUGAGAGAUUGGCCACAAGCUUUAUCUAAUAUGAGUGACUGUGUUUCUCAAUUCUUGAGCUGGUUCCGCAGAGAGAAGGUCGAAGAGAAUCCUGAGGUUUCCAAGGAUUAUGAGACGGUGGAUGAGACCAUUCUCUUGACUUACCGCAAACUAAGCCGUAGAAUUAGAAGAAGCAUCUUUGAUCAUCAGACCCUGAAUGACAGUGACCUGACGAAUGAAGAAUGGCGUAAUGGUGCACAUCCCUUUGAUGAAGCUGUAAUACUGUCCUUUGAGUUUAGGUCACAGAUGACCAUUCAACCAGGUUGUAAUAAUUUUUAUCUCGCAGCAGGGGCUGGUGGUGCUUUUACUUACAAAGAUUUACAAAAGGACAGCAGUAGGAGUGGUGAGAAGAGUCACGGUGAUAUUGUGAAUGGAGUGGAGCUUGAUAAGAACCAGAGGAGUUCAAGCCCUACUCUAAAAGAAUGUCUUCCACCUCGUCCUCAACGUAAGAAGAGCCCUAGUCCCUUUCCUUCCAGUUCUGCCUACCCCAGUCUCCGUAGGCUGGCCUUGAAGAACAGGACUAAUGCCUUUCAUAUCCCUGAUAUGAUAUCAUCUCAAGACAAAGGAGACAUGUCCUUCUUCCCAACUGAAUCUCCUAUCUAUGGAGGGGGCCAGAUCAAGAUCAGUUUUGGACCAGGUACUCACCCUCCUGAUGAGGAUGCUGAGGUAUUCCUCGUCUUUGAAGGUCUAAAUCGACGUCAUGUGACCUCUGCCAAGCGUAGUGCUUUCAAGUCUUAUAUCGGCAUCAUACCAGGUCACGACACUUUUGAGGCUGUAUCAUUGACUGUGUGUUCUCUUCAAAGUGGAUGUUCUACUGUGGAGUUGAGGGCACUUUUCAAUGGAAGUUUCAUUUUUGUGCCAGAUUCUACUUUCUAUUUAACUCAGUUCUUGAUCAGUAGUGUUUGGGACCCAGACUCAUUAGACAAUCCAGCUAGGAUUAAAGGAGAAAAUUUCAAUCUAUGUGAGGAAGAUUUCCCUAAUCUUGAUGGGAGAAUAACCUGUGCAUUCAAGCAUAUAGAACGACCGCCAUCUUGGAAGAUUGUAACAGACUCACCUCGGAUUGAUCAGAGUAAGUUUUAUUUGUAUUUGAUAUUCCUCUUCAAACAUCACAUGGAAUCUUUACUUUGAGACAAAUGAAAAAAACCUGAAGUAGCUUCUAACCUAGGGGAAAUAAAGAGGUGUAGAUGCAGUUAAAACAUUCAGGAUAAAGUGACAAGAUUUUUAUGGUUUAUUCCAAGGGAUUGUAAUGCAGAGCACGAAAGAAAAAUGGAAAGUAAGGAGAGAGUACGGAGAAUGGAAUUCUUUCUUAAUUGAGAAUUAACUUUAAUAUCAACUUUGAAAUUGAGAACACUAGCAAAAACUGUUAUCAAACAUGGUGGUAUGUGGUUUGUAUUGAUUAAAUAGUGCAGCAUUAGAUCCACACAUCCAAACAUAAUUGAAACUCUUGCAUUAAUGUCUUUAAAAGGAGCUACGUGGUCAUUCCCAUGGGUCAAGCUUGCUUAUAAAUAGAAUGUGAUUGCUAUGCAUCAUUUGGACGUGGAGGAUUUCAUGUCGUCAUGAGAGAGAGAGAGAGAGCAAUGAUGUAUCUAUUAUCUGAAGGUCACGUGAAAUCACAUUAGUCUGUCUGAGAAUAUUAAUGUUCACUGUGCCAUGAAAUCCUUGAACAUAACCCGUGCAAAUAAUUAUUAGAAGAGUUCUGGUGAACCUGGGGAUCUUUCCAGGGAAUAUCACUUGAGUUUUCCUUUCUCUAGAGGGUUACGAUAUCCUUGGUAUUGAUUUGAGCACAGGAUACAAAUAACAAGAUCAUAAGCAACCUACUUUAGGGGGAAACCAUGAUUUUCAACAAAAUAUGACACCGUUCUCACUACAGUCCUAAAACUAGUUUAGUGGAAACUAGUUUAACAUGUAA